AUGCAAGGGCUGGGCCGGUUUGCGCAUUCCGACGACGACUCGCCGGGACCGCCUCAGUCUGGGACUGCCCUGAUCACUGAUCAUGCCAUGUACCAGCGAGUGCCUACAAACGAGUUCUUCGACGCAGCCCCAGAGCCUCGGUGCUGCAGCACGCGCGGCGUGACGUUCAACUUCCUGGUCGGGGUGGUGGUCUGUGCCAACGCCCUCCUUCUGGGCAUUGAGGCGGACUUGGGCCUCCUCGGCCCUGCAGGGCCCAAGUGGACAGGCUUCGAGACCGAUGUGCUGAGCAUGCAUGCGGUGGGCAAUGAGUUGGAGAAGGGCAUUGAGUCUGAGAUCAAGUCCGGCAUAAAAGCUGACCGGAUCAUCAAGGAUGACCUCCGGUAUAAGGUGAACGAGACGAUUCACAAAGAUAUCGCCUUCAACAGCGAGUUGGCCUUACCGUCUGGGGGGCAGCUCAAAUACGCCGCCUACACUGUCUGCGAGUACUUCUUUGUGCUUUUCUAUUUGCUCGAGAUGUUCCUCAGAAUGUGCGACCUUGGAUGUCGCAACUACUGUUGUGCUGGCCUCAGCUUGGCCGGCAGGGAGCUGUGA
Messenger RNA from Effrenium voratum, 591 nucleotides. The record is from the annotation of a GenBank genome assembly. Lineage: Eukaryota; Dinophyceae; Suessiales; Symbiodiniaceae.